GCGCGUAAGCCCUCGGGUUAGGAGGAAAAAAGACACCCCAAGCGUCACGGACCGGUGCAGCAGCAGUGUGUUCCCAUCACAGAGAGAGAGAGAGAGAGAGAGAGAGAGAGGGGCUGAACGGGAAGCAACAUCACCGCAUUUUCCAUCCAGCAUCUUCACCGACCAACACCGAACUCGAGUGGGAACGCACAAGUACACUCAGACGGUUCUCCGGUGUCUAAGAGUUCCCCCUCCUCGAGCUCAAAAUGUCCGUGGGCAGUGACUUUGGGAACCCUUUAAGAAAAUUUAAACUCGUCUUUCUGGGGGAGCAAAGUGUUGGAAAGACAUCUCUGAUCACACGGUUCAUGUAUGACAGCUUUGACAACACAUAUCAGGCCACAAUUGGAAUUGAUUUCCUGUCGAAAACCAUGUACUUGGAAGAUCGAACGCUUUCCCUCUCUGAACCCCAGGUGAGGUUGCAGCUCUGGGACACAGCGGGACAAGAGCGCUUCAGGAGCCUCAUUCCCAGUUAUAUAAGGGACUCCACUGUGGCUGUGGUGGUCUACGACAUUACAAAUGUUAACUCAUUCCAGCAGACGUCAAAAUGGAUUGAUGAUGUGAGAACAGAGAGGGGAAGUGAUGUCAUCAUUAUGCUCGUUGGCAAUAAAACAGACUUGGCAGACAAGAGGCAAAUCACAAUUGAGGAAGGUGAACAGAGGGCUAAAGAGCUGAGUGUCAUGUUCAUAGAGACUAGCGCCAAGACAGGUUACAACGUCAAACAGCUGUUUCGGCGUGUGGCAGCUGCUCUCCCGGGGAUGGAAAGUAUGCAAGAAACAAGCAAAGAAGGGAUGAUCGACAUCAAGUUGGACAAACCACAGGAGCCCCAGACUACUGAAGGUGGCUGUUCCUGUUAAUACUCAGCACCUGUCCUGGAAAAAAAACAUCAUUUACACCACAUGCUUGUUAUGUUGCUUCCUAUUGGUUAACCUGCAGUUGACUUUGCACGUUGAGAAUCUGGCCUCCUCACCUGACUAUUGGUCAUUGGUUGGAACUAGCAAUAUGUGAAUUAGGUUAUAAAAUAGAGUAGCCUACUUUGUUAAUGAAACUGCCAAAACAGUCUUACAACUUGUUAAAAAAGAAAUAUGAAAAAAGAUCCCCAAGUUGCAUAUUAUGUGUAUACAAGUUUUUUUUUUAAGUUGAAAAGCAAGUUACCCCACAUUUUUUUGUAUUUUUGUAUAUUCAGGGAAAUCUCUCUGGAUUUAUUUUAUUUUAUUUUAUUUUAUUUUAUUUUAUUUUAUUUUUGAUGCAAACAACAAAGCUCUGUGUUUGAGAGCUGAAAAGAACUGAUGGUUUUAGACGUAUUCUUAUGGAUGUCACUGUUGUUAUUGGCAAAGAUGGAGGUCCCCCCUACAUUAUUACCCAAAUGUUAACCACAGCAAACUCUUACCCAAGCCCUUACUCGCCAUUCUCCACUUGAUGCCUACACUUGAUCAUCUGAAAGUGUAUUACCUUAAUGUAAUCAUUUAGAAUCUUCCCCCUAAGCCUAGCCUUGCAGUUCAGUGGACCAGUCACAGUGCCCAUAACCCCAGUGUGAUCCAUAAUUUUGCGUUCUGUACAUCACAGGACAAAGUGAACAGUAACGUCUUUGAGUAUCUAAUGCAUGCCUAGUUUUUGAGCAUAGGUACUGUCUACCAGUGUACACGAGUUUGAAUAUGUAAAUGGUAACAUUACACCAGUGACUUAAUGCACUCUGAUAAUGACUAGUCCAAGUCUUUUUGUUUAUGAAAACUGUUGAACUGGAUUUGUAUACUUGACUUCAGAAAAUCUUUUUUGUCGUGUGUGUGUGUGUGUGUGCGUGUGUGUGUGUGUGUCUGUGUGUGCGUGUGCGUGUAAAUGUGUGCUUUCUGUUUUAUAGGCAACAUUAGAAUGCAGAUAUAUAGAGGGCCACUGCCAAGUUGUGUCAUUCUUGCCACAUUAUGGCACCAAUGUAGGUCACCAUUUUUUGCAGGAUGUCAUAGACUCCCCCCUACUCACAGUAGUGUGAUAUCUCUGGUAGUUAUUUUCAUGAUAGUCUGCAGUGGUGAGUCAAAGCCGUUGCCUUGUGUCACAAAGGAACAUAAAGACAAAGUUCCCUGUGUGGUGAUCUGUAGACUUAAAUGCAGGUUCUGUGAUCUGAGCAGACCUUUAACAUUGUAAACCAGUUUCAUUCCUGUCAAACUAAAACUAAUUUGCACAUGUAGACCUUUCAGGUGAAUAUGAAGUUCUGAAAAGCUUCAUUAUAAAUGUACAGUCAUAGAAACUGUCACACAAUAUGUUUCCACUGAGAUGAAGUUUUCUUUGCUGCUUGUGUUUAAACUGACUACUGAUGUUGGCAUUAUGCAAUGUUGUCUUCUUUUUUUCUUUUAUACCAGAGCCUGGUAUCAUAACGUACUGGUGGUGAAGUCAGCCAGUGUUGAGAACACUAUUUUGAUUUGACUCGUCUUUGAAGUGAAAUCUUUCUGCACUUUUUAAGAACAUGUUUUAGAAUUAGAGUGACAAUGUAAGUCUUAGAAAACAUGGUAAAAAAAAUAAUCUGUAUCUCCAGAACUUUUGGGGUACUGAGUCUUAGAGUAGAGGAAAAUGUUUAUGAAUUGUUCACACAUGUCCAAAAAAGGGGAGCACUCUUGUGAAAACUAGUGAACCUUUCUAACCCAUGUAAUGAGCCAAAUAAUCCUAAUAAUAAUGAUGAUGAUAGUAAUAAGAGACAGAGUUGGAUCAAAUAUCACAGGAGAACACACUCUGUGGUGGUGGUGUUGGGAAUGACAAAGACAGGUUGCAUUUCAAGUUUGAAUCCCUCAAAAUGAAAAAAGUCUAAUAAUGUAUCGACCGUUGCUGUUGCUGCCUAUUUAUUUUAUUGAAACGGGAAUGUACUGCUCUCAUUACUGACCACACAGCCUUGUAAAGAGAGCACUUUUUCGAGAACAUACUCGAUGGGUAUUUAUUUGUAAUUGUGGACGAAUCAGUAGCUAGAGACAUUCCUUUAUCCUUAUGAUAAAAGUAGAACCCAACUUUGUUUUGAAAAGCCCAUUUUAACAUUCCCUUGAAAAUGGACCAAGUGAUGCAGCUCAUGUCUUUGCGUGUUGUAUUGGGGGGGUCUGCAUUUGAGGAUGGAGGCCAUGGCCUUUUCCUGAGGGUGUGUUUGUUAUGUCACGGCUCUGUGCAGCAGACCUGAUCAGUUCAGAGCUGAUUCUCCAUUCACACUGUACAGAGAUCUAGCAUGUCUCUCCAAAUGAUUAAUAAAGAUGUCUUAUUACCAAA
This is a messenger RNA of Lates calcarifer (barramundi perch), 3276 nucleotides long. RefSeq names its product RAB6B, member RAS oncogene family a (gene rab6ba). Gene Ontology annotation, molecular function: GTPase activity; GTP binding. The coding region runs from base 246 to 893 and encodes 215 amino acids. The record is from RefSeq and is a predicted model, not a curated record. NCBI's taxonomy places the organism in Eukaryota, Metazoa, Chordata, Actinopteri, Centropomidae. The transcript has 8 exons.